This is a messenger RNA of Sabethes cyaneus, 2523 nucleotides long. Its product is annotated as suppressor APC domain-containing protein 2. The coding region runs from base 682 to 2295 and encodes 537 amino acids. Lineage: Eukaryota; Metazoa; Arthropoda; Insecta; Diptera; Culicidae. The record is from RefSeq and is a predicted model, not a curated record. The transcript is spliced from 2 exons.
UAUUGUGUGCAAAUCGGUGCUGGCUUAAUUAGCUUUUGGAAGCUAUAAGUCAACGGGUUGAACAAUACUAUCUGGCAAAUGAUUGCCUUCGAAGUAAACGGGCACUACCGAAUGAUGGCGACCGUGACGGAAGAGAAACAUAGUCAGAAAAUCUCCAUAAUUUGUACAACCUAAAGUGUUAACAUAAAAUUUUUUCAAAUGCAGUUCACUGAAUUGCAAAGAAUGCUUUGUGGAAUAAAUUGAGUGAGGAAGUGCUUUCAGUGUGAUAUCUAUAAUGAAACUAUUUCGUUUGGUUUUAAUAACUUAAUUCUAGCGAAGUGUUUCAUUUUCUAUUGACCUGAGAUGGAAAGUAAUCGUAGAAUUUUGUACAGAAAAGUGUUUCACUGUAUCACAAUAUUGAUACCUUUCUAAAAUGAUAAUAAAUAAUGACAAACAUUUUCGGGCCAUCCCCAGCAGUUGAAAACGUGACGCAAGCCAAAACCGAGUAAACAAAUAAUAACUCCAAAAGGGAGUCUCAAAAAAUUUGUGAUCCCAAUUUUGUGUCUCAGUUCAAAGCAGCAUCGUGGUGCGUUGGCUAGCAAAUUAAUAUUGUAUUUUCCCUGAUCAUUUGUAGUGCGGAAAAAAAAUUUAUCCAACAAAAUUAUGAAUCAACUCUAAGGCCGAACAAUCAACGUGAACGUUAUGGCAACAUCGAAUCGUAAUCGCAAAAAUAUUCUCACGCUGAACGGUGUCGGUGCCGGUGGCGGUGGUGGUGCUGGUGGCAUCACCGGAGUUCAUCUGCAUCAUAAUUAUCAUCUUCAUCAUCAGCAGACGCAUCAACAAUCGCAACUGGCACAGCCGCAGUAUCCGCUCCAGGAUGGUGCUGGGGCUGGGAGCCACGCCGAAGGACUUCCGAAGCCAUUCGUAUCCGCUAUGCGCACCUUGUUCGAUAUAAUGGACGAUCAGAAAACCGGUUUGGUGAAGCUGUCGGACAUCGAGGACCGCUGGCAGGACGAUGGCACCAAGGGGCUGCCACGGGGUGUAAUUGAUAGUUUGCGCAAAGUUACGCCCCCAAACGGACUGCUUUCGUUCGAUCGGUUUUGCGGUGGGCUCAAAAUCUGCCUGCUCCGCAAUCAAACCGAAUCAAGUAGAACAAGCCGUCUGUCUAAAGAUUCGGAGAAACUGCCCCUCUCACCAACCAAGCUCUCCGUUCGACCGCCAUCAGCUCCACUAUUAGAUCUAGAUACAAUGACUAAACCAUCUUGGGCAAGUAACAGUGCAAACACUGCAACAGUUCGACCCAAUAAUGCAAUGCCAGCGCAGAAAACGCUCAGCAUGCCUCAGCUGACCCCCGAUAGUGACAUAGAUCUAGUUCUCGAGUCACCUCCCAUCAUCCUUCCAGGUGCCUUCGGACCACCGAAACCACCUCGAGUGGCGCUGAAUCUCGAACGAAACCAGCAAAACUCGAACAUCGACAAGGCGGAAAUACGCAACGCUCUGCAAAACUGGCAAAUGUCGCUUCUGAUGGGCGAAUCGGACAAAUCCGAUAAAACCCACCUCCGCCUGGCACGCGGACCGGCCGACGGUCAAAUUGAUCUCUCGAACGCAAGUUCAUCACCCUCGUUGGGUAUGCACACAACCGGUCUGUACCAGAAAAAGUCAGGCAGCGCCGGCGGAGGUGGCAGCAUCGGACGGCGACGGGAACCGCGAAGACACACGCUGCAGAAUGGCGUCGAUUACAAUAUGCUCAAGCGUCUGAAGCAGAUCGAACAGGAGAAAGAUAUCCUCCUGCAGGGCCUAACGGCGGUGGAGAAGGCCCGCGAUUGGUAUCUGAAGCAGCUGUCGAUCGUGCAGGAUAAGAUCAAGUAUUUGGGCCGGUGUGGUACGCAUAUGGAAACUUGGACUGAUGCGCACCAGGAGCGUCUCGAUUUGCAGCGAGCUCGAGUUCUCGAAGUAAAUCGACAUCUACUGACGUUGGCCGAAAGCUGGGAACGAGGUGGAUUUCCAAUGCACAUGAACCUGGCGCUGCGGCCUCCAGGUUCGACGAUGUCCUACCAUGUCCAUCCCUCGUCGCAUCAGCGCGCCCAAGCUCAAUCGCAGACGCAGAACGGUUCGUCCAUUAACGCGCAACAGUCGGAAAUGGUCCAGCGGUUACAGCAACAGAAUCUCCAGCUAUCCGAGGAAGUGAAUCAAAAGAACGAAAAGCUUUCGCUGCUGGAAAGGGAGAAGUCAUCACUGAUCAGAGAGCUGCUGCAGGUGCAAAGGGCCAACCGGGCCGGUAGUAUGACUUCCAAUACCGAGGAACUGGUGUUUUAGCUAUAAACUGAAUAAGAUUGUCAUCCUUCCGAGACCGAUUAGGCAGGAUUGGAUUGCCAUUGGAGAUUUCGUACGUGUUUUAUCUGAGUUACAAUCGCGCUAGUCAGUAGCAGAUUAAAGAAAAGUAACACAUUAAACCGAUAUUUUAAUGUACGAGAACUACUAAAAUGUGAUUUUAACAAAUUUUUGACCGAUUAUGCAUUUAUUGGAAAUAAAACAAGGUUUACA